CAGGGGCGGACUGACCAUUUGGAAACUCGGGCACUGCCCGAGGGCCCAGGGUCAGUAGGGGGCCCCAUGAGAUGCCCCUGGUACCUUUUUCAUAGGCUUUUUUGAGUUUGGGCAAGGACACGGGGGCCCCAUGAUCCCCUAUUGCCCGGGGGCCCCAUGAGUUGUCAGUCCUCCCCUGGAUCCGCCCCUGCACCCAAGAUUUGAGGGUACAUUGCCCCGUCCAUUGUCUCUGAUGCGGUGCAGUUGUCAUGUCCCCUUAG
Staurois parvus is the source of this 260-nucleotide messenger RNA. The record is from the annotation of a GenBank genome assembly. NCBI's taxonomy places the organism in Eukaryota, Metazoa, Chordata, Amphibia, Anura, Ranidae.